Molecule: messenger RNA, 5405 nt
Organism: Lepidothrix coronata (blue-crowned manakin)
Lineage: Eukaryota; Metazoa; Chordata; Aves; Passeriformes; Pipridae
Product: sulfate transporter-like
Exons: 5
Coding region: 1927-4146 (739 amino acids)
Biological process (GO): transmembrane transport
Cellular component (GO): membrane
Molecular function (GO): chloride transmembrane transporter activity; oxalate transmembrane transporter activity; sulfate transmembrane transporter activity
Source: RefSeq, a predicted model, not a curated record
ACCGCCGGCGGCCCCGCGGAUGAUGUUUUGCAGAUGUCUACGUAUUGAAAAUACGUUUCCAAGCAGAACUGAACCAACAGCCAUCUGAAAAUACUGUCAAGUCCCAAAUCUGAAGGAUGGAUAACAGAAAGUGGCCUCUCCUCAGUGCCCACAGCUGGAAUUUCCAGCACAGAGAAGACCAUGCAGAGAGCCAAACACAUUGGAAAGCCAGCUGGGACAAGGAGCUUGAGAAUUGCAGGGAAAAUAUGGAAUAUUUUAAAGCUAAGUAUACAAAAGCAAUGGGGAAUUUACAUGUAAGAAAAGGGAGAAAAAAAUUUUAAAGAAGGAUGGCUGGGGAGGUUUGGAGACAGAAGGAAUGGGAAAAAGAACUGCUUACGAAAGCCUCUACCUUGGAGAUGUGGAAGACCAUGGCUAUAUCAAAGCUUACCAAGCUAUAUGAAAGGAUCAUCUUUUAAGGACAGGAAGAAAGACAAGGCCAAGGAAAGAUACAGUCUGUUACUGGGAGAAGCAAAAAGGAGUUAUCAACAAUGCACCUUAAAAUACGUGAGCUGUGGAGGAAUGACAGAGAAUAAAGAAUUUGUAUAAAUAGGUAAAUACAUUGAGCAGCUGCCUCCCUGCCAUGUGCUCUCAUUUUCUCUGCUGCCAGAGAGCACGGAUGUUUCUUAUUUAUUUACUUCUAAUUACUGAGAUACAGACUGCCACCGAUGAGAUAAAUGUAGGUCAGAAUGCUGGUCUUCCCCUUCUCUUCCCUCAGGGUGUCUCCACAGCAUCUCUAUAAAAACCUUGUGAAAAUGCCACUUCUCCAGACCCCACACCAUCUCUCCAAUGCCCUGGGCUCUCAGCCCUCUCCCCAGUCCCAGAACAGUCAGUGCCAGGAGCAGAGGCAGAGGCCAAGCUGCCUGACUUCCAGGCAUUUAUCCAGCUACAUGGGGCAAUGGCAUAUCCAACAAAAUCUAAGAGACUAGGUUGGUGAAAAAGAGAUGGAAAAGAAGGAGGGGAGCAUGAGAGGAAUGGGUGUGGAUCUGAUGUAUGUUGUUGGCAGGGAUCAUAAGGGCAGAACAGUCAUAGCUGGUAUUUAUGAGGCUGCUGUUUCCACUCAGGAUGAUGGGACGUUCCCUUUUUUCCUGGCUGCAAGUGCAGUUGUUCACCUUUACAUACAAAAAAAUUCCAACCCUGCACUUUGCUGAAUUGUGCUUAUUUUGUGCAGUAAAAUCCCUUGUUACCCAUGCUGGUCUCUAAAAGGCAUGCGAAAAAUGUGGAUUGUGCAAAUUUCAUACAUACUGAGUCCUCCUGUCUGCCUAGAAAUAACCUGUGUCACCACACCUUUGCUGUCUGUGCAGACAAACCUCUGUUUUACAGAGCCUCUGUGGUGGGUGCUGUGGAAGAACUACAAGGACAGAAAAGUCAUUCUGGAACAAGUUUUGCUUUUUGACACAAAAGCUUGUCCAGAAUAGAUGAAAACCUGAGUGGAGAAGCCCAGCAGGACUUGUGUUCAUUCAGUUCAUACAGAGCCAGAGCAGAAAGGUUUCUUUUCAUUGUUCCCCUUGUUUAGCAAACACUUCUCAGGAUACCAGCAAUACUUUUAAUCUGGCAGGAGCACUUUUGUCAACCCCUUCAAUUAUUCUUCAUGACCAGAGUAAGUUUCUAUCAAAAAUACUAUCUCAGAAUAAUGUUUGUUUUCAAAAUACAGCUCUCUUUGUCCCGCUGCACUGUCUUCAUUGGCUGGAGCGAGAUAAAAGGGCUUGGCUGAGUAACUCAGACCUCAAGAGAAGCAGCACAUGGUCCAGGUUCACAGUUGUCAGCCUUGUGCCUCCUCUGUUCAGGGUGUGCUGCAAGGUAGAGACAGGUCUGUCCACAGGUGGAGAAGCUCCGGGUAGUAAGAAAACUACCAUUGUGUCUCCUGGCAGCCAGAGCUCUCCUGGUGCCAUGGAGGACACGUCCUGCCAGAAGUCCGGACCAAGCAAAGACACACUGGGCUCCCCAGUGCCACAGGAGACUCCUGCCCAUUUCAUCCACGUCAAGUUGGAGGAGUAUGAGCCCACAGACUUCAGCACCAAGGAACUCAUCCUAAAGAAAGCCAGAGAGGUCUGCACAUGCAAUCGUCAAACCAUCAUCACCUUCCUGUGCCGGUUGUUCCCAGUGCUGGACUGGCUCCCCCGCUACAACAUCAAGACACAGUUGCUUGGGGACGUCAUAUCUGGGCUCCUGGUGGGGAUAGUCACCAUCCCGCAGUCUGUCUCCUACUCCCUCCUAGCCAACCAGGAUCCCAUCUACGGGCUCUACACCAACUUCUUCUGCAGCAUCAUCUACGUCGCUGUGGCCACUUCGCGGCACAACUGCGUGGGCUCCUUCGGGGUGCUGUGCCUGCUGGUGGGGCAGAGCGUGAACCGGCACCUGCGGCUCGCGGGGUACGGCGACGACAGCUCCGACAGCUCCCCACUGCCGGGCAACGCCACCUCCGCCGGCAACGGGACGGGCGCCUGCGACAGGAGCUGCUACGCCAUCACCGUGGCCCUUUCCUUAAGCUUUCUGGUUGGCAUUUACCAGAUCCUGCUGGGGGUUUUACAGCUGGGAUUUGUGGCUGUCUACCUGUCAGAACCUCUCCUUGGUGGCUUUGUGACUGGCUCCAGCCUCACCAUUAUCACCUCCCAGAUGAAGUAUCUCCUGGGACUGAAAAUCCCGCGUCACGAAGGGGUGGGAUCAUUCAUCCUGACCUGGGUUGACCUUUUCAGAUACAUUCAGAACACCAACAUCUGUGACCUGGUCACCAGCCUGGUUGCUUUGGCCAUCAUAGUGCCUGUCAAGGAGAUCAAUGACCGGUACAAGGAGAAGAUGAAGGCCCCGUUCCCCAUAGAGCUGCUGGUGGUCAUUGUAGCCACAGUCGUAUCUCACUACUUCAACUUUGAAACGCGAUACAAUUCUGAUGUUUGUGGGGAUAUCCCCACUGGUUUCAGGAAACCCACUCUACCAGAUAUAAGCCUGUUUUCCAGCCUGGCAAUUGAUGCUCUGCCCAUUGCUGUUAUUGGCUUUGCCAUGACCAUCUCCCUGGCAGAAAUCUUUGGCAAAAAGCAUGGCUACACUGUCCGUGCCAACCAGGAGAUGAUUGCCAUUGGCAUGUGCAACCUGAUCCCUUCCUUCUUCUACUGCUUCGCCAGCUCUGCAGCCCUGACCAAGACUCUGCUGAAGGAGUCCACGGGGACCCAGACCCAGGUCUCUAGCCUGGUCACCUCCCUGGUGCUGCUGCUGGUGCUGCUGUGGAUUGCCCCGCUCUUCUACUCGCUGCAGACCUCCAUCCUGGGGGUGGUCACCAUCGUCAACCUGCGGGGGGGCCUGAGGAAGUUCCGUGACACCCCCCGGAUGUGGCGGCUCAGCAGGCUGGACACGGUGGUGUGGUGGGUGACCAUGCUGUGCUCCACCCUGAUCAGCACAGAGAUCGGGCUCCUCGUGGGCGUCUGCUUCGCUCUGCUCUGCAUCAUCUUCCGCACGCAGAGACCCAGAGCCAUGCUCCUGGGCAAGGUCAGCAACACGGAGAUCUACGAGGACCAGUCCACUUACAAGCAGCUCAGCAGCAUCGCCAACAUCAAAAUCUUCCGCUUCGAGUCGUCCCUCUACUACGCCAACAAGGACUAUUUCAAGACUGUUCUGUACCAGAGAACUGGGGUAAAUCCUGUUCUGCUGGCUGCUAAACACCAAAGGGUGCGGGCCCCAGCAAACACAGAGACAGGCAACAGCAAGAGCUUUUUGGGCACUGGGUUUGACUGCCUGAAACAGGCCAAGAAAAGGGCUGAGAAGCCUCCAGCAGAUGCCUGUCCUCCCUCCAUAGAUAUGCACACCUUAAUCCUUGACUGCGGGGCAAUGCAGUUCAUAGAUACUGUGGGUCUCUCUGUGCUGAAGGAGACAUAUCAUGACUAUAAGAAGAUUGGUGUCCAGGUACUCCUGGCCAACUGCAACCCCUCCAUCCGCCACCGGCUCCGGGAGGGAGGCUGGGCUGGCGAGACAGGCAGUGAGGGUCAGCUGGCUUUCCACAGCGUCCAUGAUGCAGUGCAGUUUGCUGAGCGGUGGUACCAUGUGCACCAGGAGGAAAGCAAGGAGAAACAGGAUGCUCUCCUGGACUCCGAAGACCUGAACUUCCAGGCGUCUUUGUAGACCUCUGUGUGGGGAAUGAUUUCUAACGGGGAAGGGCUUGGUACGUACUCGAGAGCAGCUUCAGUCUUUGUGCAGUCAGAGCGCGCAGGAGAGACUUGUGAUGAUCUGCCAGCAGGGGCAUGCGGCAGAAGGACAGGGGGAGAGAUUUGAGGAGAGGUUGGCAACAGGUAAAUCGUCCGGGAGGCGUUUUUGGGGUCCGUCGUGCCGGUGAGAGCCGGGGCGGCGUUUGAGGCGCUCCCGCCCUGCACUGCCCCGCGGGGGCGCGGGGGGGCGCGAGUGAGACGCGCUCGGGGCCGCCUCCCGCAACCCCGGCGGGCUCGGGGAAUCCGGGAUGGUUUGGGGGGGACGGAGCUAAAGGUCAUCGCCUUCCAGCCCCCUGCCAUGGGCAGCGACACCUUCCACUAGACCAGGUUGCUCCAAGCCCCGUCCAACCUGGCCUUGAACACUUCCAGGGAUGGGGCAGCCACAGGGUCAAGAUGGGACACUAAGACAAAGGAAAGAGGAGCUGCAGGCAAGGUCAAGAGAGACAUGGAGCUCCUGGAGUGGGUCCAGCCGAGGCUGCGGAGAUGAUGAAGGGACUGGAGCAUCUCUCUUAACAAGAAAAGGCUGAGGAAGCUGGGGCUGUUCAGCCUCGAGAAGAGACACUGAGAGGGGACAUCAUCACUCUCUGUCAGUAUUCCACAGUUGAAAUUACAGAUUUUCUCCCCCCCAAAAAAAAGGUACCGGAGAUCACCAGCUGCUCUUCAUAAACUGUAAAUCAGGAGACCUGUGCCACAGCCUGCAAGAGCCACAGUUCUCCCAGUGCCUGGCAGGAUCUGUGCUACCUGCACUGCACAUCCACGUGUGUAGCUGGAUCCUGCCUGCAGCAGGAGACGUGGAGCUGUCACUCCCAGCAGUGGGGCAGGGCUUUCUGACACCUCCAGCACUUCAAGGUGUGCAGCUGGAGGAGCCUCAGCUCCAUAUUGGACACGGGUACCUGUCCUUUCUGCUGGGCUGGGACAGGGACAGGCAGCAUCCUGCUGGCCCUGAUGCUGCACCCCAGGGGUGAGUGUGUGCUCCAAGCUCUGAAGACUCCACAGCACUGCCAAGUCCCAGAAUAGCUUUUCUUCCACUAACUCCAUCUGUAAAAACACCUUCUAUGUUAAAUAUUUCUAUGCGACUAUUCCUCUGGCCUCAUCCAAGCAAUGCAGCACCUUCCUCUGAAGGGAACUGUAGCUUGGAAGCCCAGGGACAGGAGACUGUUGUAAAUAAAGUGUAUG